UUGAAUUGUGGUGUGCCCUAAUUGCGAUACUAUAAACGUCCCGAACUCGGCGAAUCACCGCACCACCUAAACCCAACGGCCUAACCCCCGGUCCCCGUCCGCAGUCGUCAGGUGAUCAAUUUUAUCAUCAGGGAAAAAGAUGUCGGUCGGAGAGCUCGGCUGCACCUACGCUUCUUUGAUUCUCCACGACGAUGGCAUUCCUGUCACUGCAGAGAAGAUUGCUACAUUGGUGAAGGCUGCGAAUUUAACCGUGGAAUCCUACUGGCCUAGUCUCUUUGCCAAGCUCUGCGAGAAGAGGAACAUCGAUGAUCUUAUCGUCAACGUUGGCUGUGGCGGCGGUGGUGCUGCCCCUGCCGCCGUUGCCGCUUCUGCCGGCGCUGGUGGUGCUGCCCCUGCCGCCGCUGCUCCCGCCGCAGAGGAGAAGAAGGAGGAGCCCAAGGAAGAGAGUGAUGAUGAUAUGGGAUUCAGCUUGUUUGAUUAGGUGUUUCUCAAGCUUAUUCUCUUAGAAGAAAAGAAUUAGGAUCAACCAGUUGGAAGUUUUUUGGUAUACUUUUAUGUUAUUUAAAGAUGAUUCUGAUUUACUUUUAUGAUGUCAGUUACUGAUCGGAUAACUAUGAUGCAAAAAGUGUUCUAUAUUUUCAUCCA
Molecule: messenger RNA, 645 nt
Organism: Coffea arabica (coffee)
Lineage: Eukaryota; Viridiplantae; Streptophyta; Magnoliopsida; Gentianales; Rubiaceae
Product: large ribosomal subunit protein P1-like
Biological process (GO): cytoplasmic translation; translational elongation
Cellular component (GO): ribosome; cytosolic large ribosomal subunit
Molecular function (GO): ribonucleoprotein complex binding; protein kinase activator activity; structural constituent of ribosome
Source: RefSeq, a predicted model, not a curated record